Carcharodon carcharias (great white shark) is the source of this 1896-nucleotide messenger RNA. It is a transcript of the gene atg4c, whose product is annotated as autophagy related 4C, cysteine peptidase. NCBI's taxonomy places the organism in Eukaryota, Metazoa, Chordata, Chondrichthyes, Lamniformes, Lamnidae. The record is from RefSeq and is a predicted model, not a curated record. The transcript is spliced from 11 exons. Gene Ontology annotation, molecular function: protein-phosphatidylethanolamide deconjugating activity. Bases 235 to 1656 code for a protein of 473 amino acids.
CCGGAUGUUCGGCGGCGCCAUCUUGGGGAAGGAGCACGGAGCCGGAAGCGGCGCUGCUAUGUCGUGUUCACUGUGAAUAUGAAUGAUAUUCAUACUGUGCAUCAAAAUAGAAAUCGCGCAGUGAUGUGAGUUUUCUGUCUUGUGUUUGAAGUCUGCUUCGUUCUGGAAUACAGCAAAGUGUUCCUGCAUCGAAGCAAGGGAAGCUGGGAUGGCAACAUCUGCUAAAAGCUGAAAAUGGAAGACAGCGAACCUGAUGAAGUGGAUAAACUGAAGGCGAAGUUUAUGUCAGCAUGGCACAAUGUGAAGUACAGCUGGGUUGUGAGAACCAAAACAAAUUUUAGCAGAAACUCGCCUGUCUUUUUGCUCGGAAAAUGCUAUCAUUUCAAGUCAGAGGGAAGGGAUGAGAGUGCAUCAGGCUGCAUAGAUGCAGCUGCAAGCACUGAAACGGUUUUGUGUAAUGUGAAUCAAUUCCGUAAGGACUUCAUCACUAGGAUCUGGCUAACGUACCGCCGUGAGUUCCCACAGUUAAAAGGGUGCACACUCACAACAGACUGCGGCUGGGGCUGCACGCUGAGAUCUGGUCAAAUGUUGUUGGCCCAAAGCCUUCUGCUCCACUUUCUUGGGCGAGAUUGGCUUUGGCCGGAUGCACUUCAAAUGGUUACUUUAGAAUCUGAGCUAUUCAAAGCUAAGUCAUCAACAAUGUCUGAUAGUGAUGCAGGUUUUACCUUCCUGCCACCUUUAGGAAGACCACUACAGGAUAUGAGUGAACAGCUGGGUUCAUUGGGUAACAAGAAACAAACUCUGAAGUUAAAUCCUGUCAAUACAGCAAGUGAGGAUGAGAAGUUGCAUAGGAAAAUAAUCUCCUGGUUAGCAGACAACCCAGCAGCUAUAUUUGGAAUGCACAGACUGAUAGAGCUGGGAGAAAACUCUGGCAAGCGAGCUGGGGAUUGGUAUGGGCCAGCUGUUGUUGCCCACCUUUUAAGGAGAGCGGUGGAAGAUGCAGUGGAGCCCGAGCUGCAAGGAAUAACAGUUUACGUUGCUCAGGACUGUACGGUUUAUAUUGCUGAUGUAAUAGAAAAACACUUGCAAGCUAUUGGAUCUGGAAUACCCAAGUCAUCAGACAAGAGAGCUGUUGUUAUCCUAAUACCAGUAAGACUUGGAGGGGAGAAGGUCAACCCCGAGUACAAAGAGAUUGUAAAGGGGAUCUUGAGUCUUGAGUUCUGCGUUGGAAUUAUUGGUGGAAAACCAAAACAGUCUUUCUACUUUGUAGGAUUCCAAGAUGACAGUUUGAUAUACAUGGAUCCUCAUUAUUGCCAAUCAUUCGUGGAUGUCACAACAAAGGAUUUUCCACUUGAGUCAUAUCACUGUCCUUCUCCGAAAAAGAUGUCAUUUAGUAAAAUGGAUCCCAGCUGCACCAUCGGGUUUUACUCGCAUAAUGAAGAUGAUUUUGAAAAAAUAAUUGAUGAGGUAACAAAGGUUCUGAAUUCACCGUCUUCCAAGGAGAAAUAUCCACUGUUUACUUUUUCCAGGGGACAUGCUAGAGAUUAUGAUAUUGAUAAACUUUCCACGCCAAAAACUGAUUCAGCUGUACAGCCCUCAGAGACUCAAAGGAGGAAAGCGGAGAGAUUGAGUAAUGAGGAGUUUGUCUUGCUCUAACGGAAUUUCACGGUCAAUGCAGUGGACUACCCUGUCAGUGCUGGCAUCUGCUGUGGGUAUCCAUUCGUACUGAUAUACAAAGAAUCUGUAAUUAUAUAGCUUGAUGCUGCUGAUUUAAAAAUACUUUGCUAAGAUACAAAGUGGAUAUUUUAUUGUAUAUAUAAAAAAGUAAUCUUCCCUGAAAUGAUAGUUUCUCACUAUGUAUAGUAAUGAAAAUAAACUUUUUUUUAAUUGACCAUA